UUGGAUUCAUAGACUUCAAGGUGGCAACAGGGCCACUUCAGAGGUUGCAGAAUCAACAAUGUCUCUGGGAUCAAAAGCUUGGAGUCCUUGGAGUCCAGCCUGGGCUCAAAAGAACUCUUUUUCAUGGCUGAUCCUACCGAUGACAACGACAUAGAGGACUGGCUACCGGUGCUUUCUUUUGAUGGCUUUUUAGGUGAAGAAGACGGUGAGGCCGGUGCAAUGAUGGCGUCGUUUCCCCCUCAAAAGCCCCGGCCAUUUGUAAGGCGGGAUGAUCAGAGGACCACCUUGCCCAGGAGGUUGCAAGCUUUGACUCCACCCACUGCAACAUCAGGUGGCGUCAAAGCCAUCCGUGGCUUCCCGGCGCCGGCAGAAGCGGGAGGAGCGUGCCCAUGUUCGCACGGGAGCCCCAGAGAGGGCCAGUGCCGCUCGCGCGCGCCAGCCGCUUCCGCUGGGGUCGUUGGUUCCGGUGUCGUUCCGUUUGGGACGACGGUGCGACCGGACCGAGACCGACAGGUCUGGCGCAUGACAAGGCUCGCACUCGGGAGUUGCGAGCCGUCCACCAGGUGCUGCAGGCCCUGCAAGAAGCUUUACCGAACUUGUGGUCCAGGUGCUCCAGUGCGGACUCAGGUGCCCGGCAAGAGAAGAAAGUUAAGCAUCCCACAGAGGAAGAAGUAGAGGAGGCUCUCACUGCUGCAGCUGCAGCACUGCAGGUUGAAUGCCCUUAUCGGAGACUGCCGCAGAUCUUUGCUCCCCAAGAAGGUCUGGAGAUACUCUCAAGUAUGAUUGACCGACCACCGAAAUAUCAAGAGAAGUACUUGGCACAAGAAUGGUCAAUUCUGGCCAAAGUCUGGGCAUUGGCACCCAAUCUUGGACCCCGGUCUGGUGGCUUGGCGGUGGUGGACAUCGGCGCAGGAAAUGGAAGCCUUGCAUUGCUGGCAGGCUUGCUGCUGGGUGGUCAUGCAGUGCUCAUUGAUCACACGCUGCCUCCAGAACCCAUGCGCGUUGAAGCGCGGCUUCCUGAGCAAUAUCGGGAUCGGAUUUUGCGCGUGACGGGCGACGUGGGUGAUUUGGAUGCAAGCAGGGAAAUCGAGCCCAUUUUGGAAAAGCACGGCAUUCGGCAAGUUGUGGUCAUUGCAAAGCACCUUUGUGGAACUGGUACCGAUUUAGCUCUGAAAUUGCUUCGUCGCUGGUGUAGCAAUGGCACUAGAGUAGAAGUACUGGGAGCCGUUAUUGCCACUUGCUGCAUGCACAAGAUAAAUACAUCGGAAGAGAAAGAGGUAUUUGCAGACAUACAUUCAAGUGAUUCCUAUUUGAGAAAGCUGACGGGCGACAAGGAUGGAUUGCUGUCCUUGCUGAGCGUUUGCACUCGUUGUGUUGCCUGGCGCACCACCGCUGGUGCGGAAGCAAGCCGCAUUACGGAAAAGCAGAUUCGGGUGGCGGAAAUGUUCGAAGACCUUCUGCAACAACCACGUUUGAAGAUCCUACAACAUCUCUUUCCCUCCGCUACUGAAGUGGCCUUUGUACCCUUCAAGCAAUCUCCACAAAAUCGCUGUUUGCUCGCAGGCAGCGAACUUGGAGUGAGAAGAGCCUUGGCCACUGGUGAUGCCGGCGCGGGCGCGGCCGGCGAGGUCCUUGCGGCCUUGGCGUCGGCCAGGGAUUCGCUGCUGGCGGUGAAUGGAACAGCCUUGGAUCUGAGACCUCAUGGGAUGGUUUCAACAAGGUUCGACUAUGAUGGGACUUGAGGGGCUCGACAUGCACAGAUUCUCCUUUUCCAGCUCUUUCAGCCCGCACUUCGCUUUGGAGCCGGAGCGACUUUACACUUGCUCACUCAUGGAGGCGUGUGGGCACCACUUCUAUCCUCCAAGCAAUGGCUACAAGAAAAAUAUGGACUUGUGUGACAGUGUCGUUGAGAUCGACCGCCUCAGGGGCCCUUUGGCACAUUUGGCAGGGAAGAGCGCUUGUAUUCUCAGCUAUGAUGUGGAGAACGAUUGUCAUAUAGCUGCGACAUGCAAUACACGAUUCCCAUUGAAGAGUGUCCAGAUUAGUCGCAUCCUUGCACGACCUGAGGACGAGGACUCUGUCACUCACGGACGCUGCGUAUCCCGCAUGCGAGGGACGGCUUUUCGUGGCAUUCCCAAAUCCUCAAUAGACUUUCAAAUCUUGUCGUAUCUCAUCCGCCUGGAUGUGGGACAGAGAUUGGACGACUUGCAUGAAGAGCUGGCAGGUCGAUGCCGGCGUCCGGUGUCGGACUACUUCACUCCAAAUAAACAUGUGCCAUCUGGGCAUCCCAACGAGCUUUGUACGUCCACAUUGCCUUUGCAACAGGUUCUUGAGAUGCUCUCUGAAGGUACAAAGGUUUGGACGAAGUGCCUUGCUGCCGUUGGCCCUAAGCGAGACAAGGCAGCCGAAUUCUUGACCUGCCGGAUCUACGAUUUCAUUUGCUUGGAGAAAGCUUUGGAUGAAGAUCCUUUGGCUUUCUUGGCUCAUACUGCUUCAGACCCACAAGCCAAGCAAAUCUCCAUGGAUAUUGUGUGCUCCUGGCUGGUGCUUGAAGACUAUCUUCCAUGCAAAGCGCAUCCCAGAUCCCACGAGCUCCUGGAGCUUCGCGAAGGUGAUGCGGUCCUCGUGUCGGAGCAGCAGACAGCCAAGUGGCACGGCAUGACGAAGGGCGGAUGUGCUGGAUUUGUACUUCAGAGACCGGC
Durusdinium trenchii is the source of this 2702-nucleotide messenger RNA. NCBI's taxonomy places the organism in Eukaryota, Dinophyceae, Suessiales, Symbiodiniaceae. The record is from the annotation of a GenBank genome assembly.